AUGAGCACAGAUCCAGAAUCCUCUGGGGCCUCCAGCCAGGAAACCAUGGGCAUGAUGAGAGCAGAGCAGACUGCAAGCACCAGAGAGACCCCCCUCCCCUCACACGACUUCCCUCCGUGGGACUUCUCCCCAUUGUGGGGGCUGGGCACUGAUCUCCGUGUCUCUCUUGCAGUGGUUGGGCGUGUGGACUUUGAGGACUUUGUGGAGAUGAUGGGGCCGAAGCUGCGUGAGGAGACGGCCCAUAUGGUGGGGGUGCGUGAGCUCAAGAUUGCCUUCCGUGAGUUGGACAGGAACGGGAACAGGGAGAUCAGCAGCACGGAGCUGAAGGACACCCUCCUGGCCCUGCUGGGGGAGCAGGUCCCGCUGCCAGAGGUGGAGGAGAUCCUGUGCGAUGUUGACCUCAAUGGGGACGUCCAUGUGGACUUUGACGAGUUUGUGAUGAUGUUGUCCUCCCGCUAA
Molecule: messenger RNA, 459 nt
Organism: Terrapene triunguis (Three-toed box turtle)
Lineage: Eukaryota; Metazoa; Chordata; Testudines; Emydidae
Product: calcium-binding protein 4-like
Exons: 4
Coding region: 1-459 (152 amino acids)
Molecular function (GO): calcium ion binding
Source: RefSeq, a predicted model, not a curated record